AUGUCUCAGAGCGACUGGCUGAGGGCCCUCGCACCCUGUCCCUCUAACCUUGGCAUGUCCUCACACAGCUUGUCACGGAUUUCACAGAAGUUAAGUAAUGAAGAUCUCUCUCCAGAAGUAAGCCGCCGUCUAGAUGCACUUCAGGAGGAUAUAAUAAUGGUUCCAAAAGAACAGACACCACAACAUAUAUUUCCACAGAGAACCUGCAUGACCAUUAUUGACACAGAUAAGAGAGUAAAAGAGCAUUGCCCUAAUAACAAUGCAGAUCUUUCACUGACAUGCCUAGGGAAAGUUUUCAUGGAAGCAUUCACUGAACAGAGUGUAGAUAUUGGUGAAUUUGAAAUCAGAGAUUUGUUGAGAUCCCUCAGUGGUUCUGAGAGUCCUAGAAUGAUAAACCCAUUGCCUGACAAUCUAGAGUGUCAGGGUCAUGCCAUUUCCAUUGAUCCAUCAGCAGAUGAGAGCAGUGAUGCCCUGCCAGUACAGCUUGUGACAGCUCCAAAUGCCUCGUCAGUGUCUGUGGUACAACCUGUCACUCCUGUAGUUCCAAAUGAGAGGCAGUUAAAUUCAGAACCCAGUAUUCACAAGUUAGAUGAUGACUGUACACAAAUGAAAAAUGUGAUUGAGCCUCAACUUGCUACAAUUCAAGUGGAAGAAAUAGAAGCCUUAACAGGAUCUAGCUUGCAGAGGACAACAAAUGAGCAACCUGUGGGUGAUCAGCAGAGAGAGAAAGAAGUAAUUUCAGAUUGCUUGGGUGCCACCUCUAGUGAAAAGCAAACUGGGGAGGGAAGUUCACAUUCAGUGGAGUCUGCAGCAUGUGCAGAAACAGCCCAAACAGCAUUAAGGAAAGCAGUACAGUUAAGAGAGACCUCUUCAAGAAUGUGCAGAGAUCAUGUUUCCAGUCAUCGCCAAAUACUAGACGAGAUUCAGCAGAGGAUGUCUCAUAGUGGCAGGACAACAAGAAACAAAGCUAAGGAUUUUGUUAAAAUUCAGAAAUCUACUUCUAAAGACAAGCAGGAUCUAGAAACCAACUUAUGCCAAGAGAUAACUCUGAAUAAGGAUAGAAAAGCUCAACAGACAAGAAGGAGCAAGAGAAUCAAAAACAGACUAAGACAAGAAGCCUUUGGUAGGAAUUUUGUAAAUUCUGUUUACCCCAUUUCACUUUCAACAAUCAAUAGGAGGAAUAUUUAUGGUGAGACCUUACUCCAUAGAGCUGUUGAUCAUCAAGAUUUAGACCUCAUACGUAACAUAAUAAAAGCUGGUGGAAAUGUAAAUGUUAAGGAUUAUGCAGGCUGGACUGCACUACAUAUAGCAAGUGUGGAAGGCUUUUAUGGGAUAGCAAAUGAGCUUUUGAAAGCAGGAGCUGAUGUUAAUGCUAGAGGAAAUGAACAAGUAACACCAUUGCAAGAUGCAGUUAAAGAAGGUCAUUAUGAGUUGGCAGAGUUACUACUUUGGUAUGGAGCUGAUCCCUUUUUAAAAAAUGAGAUGGGAAGGUGUGCAUUAGAAGAAGCUUCUGACCUGUCUGUGAGGAAACUGCUUAAAAACUAUGUAGCGAAAUCCAGAAUAGAUUCAGUAUCAGAUGGAGAUGAUUCAAAGAAUAUGUUAAAUACUGAAAGUGUAGAGGAUACAAACCUGCACCAGAUUUCCUUACAGACAGAUGAGUCAGAACCAGCACGUGCAAAUCUUACGAAUUCAGACAGCAUGGACACACUGCAACAGAGUAUUGUAAAUGAGGUGCAAAACAUUUCUACUAAUACAUCUCAAGAUGCAACCAGCUGCACAGAACAGACACUUCAAGCAAACACAGAAACACUGUUACCACAUAAGCUUUUAGCAGCUACCAAGCUUACCAAUGGACAAAGUGUUUCUGGAAGUCCUUAUAGUUCUAUCAGUGGUAUACUAAGCACCACUGAGCAAAAGGCUCCACAGCCAGAGAAGGGAAGGAGGAUCCUGCUUAAUGCAGAAGAAGGUGUUGAAAGAUGUCACAUUGAAACUGAAAAUGCUAGUAGUUUAGAGAUUGAGCCUCAAACUUUACAACUCCAUGGAAAGGACACACUUCAAAUUAGACAAAAGAGAGAGGAUCUUCAGGAGACCAACUCAACAACAGAUGAAGAAGUGUUUGCAGGAGUAAAUGGAAUAGAAGGCCCUGGAAAAAAUGGAGAAGGAAGUGCAAAGGCCAACAUGCUUUCACACUUUACUGAAACAGAAGUUAUCCAAACUAAAAGAGUAAGAUUAGACUCUCAGAUGACGAACCAAAAGGCAGUCUCAUAUUCCAGUAGCAGCAAAACCAAGCUUUCAUCUACAAAAUCACAAUUCAGUCAAGCAUCAGAACAGCAAACAUCCAAGAAAUCAGGUGAAAAAAGGAAAAAAAAGAUAAAUGCAAAAGGGGAAACUCAGCUGCAUAUUGCUGCUAGGAGAGGAGAUUUGUCUUUGGUGAAAACUCUAAUAUCGUCUGGAAUUUGUGUCAAUGAACAAGACUAUGCAGGUUGGACAGCAAUUCAUGAAGCUUCCAGUGGGGGAUUUUCUGAAGUGAUCUUAGAAUUACUGCAAGCCGGUGCUAAUGUUAACAGCAGAAGCCUGAAUGGUAUUUUGCCAAUACAUGAUGCUGUUUCUGGCAAUUAUUUGGAGGCAGUAAGGAUUCUACUACAGCAUGGAGCAAAUCCCUGUGAGAGGGAUUGUUCAGGGAAAAGUGCUUUGGAUGAAGCUUGUGAUGAUGAAAUGAAAGAACUGCUGAAGUCUUACAGUUCUAUGGACUCUGUACUUCCUGUUGAGACUGUUGAAGUUACAGAGAGGAAAUACCCUUCUAGGUCCAGAAGAACAAAAUAUCAUUGUUGCAGCUACUGUAAAAAUGAUGAUGCAGCUUUGGAACCACAACGUGAGAAAUACAGUGUGGAGUCUGUCGUUGCCAUACAAGAUGCAGAAGAGAAGCAAAAAGAAUUGUUGCUACUUGAAUUGAGAACUUCCAAAGAUGCAG
Phaethon lepturus (White-tailed tropicbird) is the source of this 2971-nucleotide messenger RNA. RefSeq names its product ankyrin repeat domain 31 (gene ANKRD31). NCBI's taxonomy places the organism in Eukaryota, Metazoa, Chordata, Aves, Phaethontiformes, Phaethontidae. The transcript is spliced from 15 exons. The annotation marks the transcript as partial. The record is from RefSeq and is a predicted model, not a curated record. Gene Ontology annotation, molecular function: protein binding.